CUUGCCGGCGCGAACGAUAGUCUACCGCUAAACGUUUCGUGCGAAUAACCGUAAGGGACAGAGCACGGGAGACGAUCGCGAUAAAUAAUAAAAUUUUUGUUCGCAGUUAGUAAAACGAUUUUAUUAUUUUUAAAUUUUUUUGUUGUUUGAACUUUUGGCUGUUUUUUUACACUCUUACCGUUUCGAAUAAACCUCGAUCAACGCCGCCACGCUGGAAGUGCUGUUGUUGUUGACACGUGACUGAACGUGACUGCUUAUAGCGUCAAAAUAAACCUGUGUUCCAGCGAUCAAGGGUUUAGUGCAUAAUGUCUGGUAGACAAUGAAAUAACCUGAGUCUGACUUACGGUAUAAUAAGGUAUAUCAUGGCCGACCCGGAGAGAACCAGAUUGGUGGUGCUCGGUGACGCUGGCGUUGGGAAGAGUGCAAUUUGCAAACGGUUUUUAUACAACUCGUUUUGCUCCAAGUAUAAGACGACCGUAGAGGACCUUUACACAAAAGAAUUCAGCCUCGGCACAGCCCAACAUUUCAAAGUGGACAUCUUGGACACGUGCGGCAACCCUCAGUUUCCGGCCAUGCGGCGGUUGAGCAUAGCCAAUGCGAACGCGUUCCUGUUCGUCUAUUCGAUCGACUGCGAACGGUCUUUCGAGACGGUCAAGCGAAACUUCGAGGAAGUCCGCGAGCAGCGCGAAGACUACCAGGUGCUGCCAAUCGUGGUGGCCGGAAACAAACUUGACCUUCCGGCAGACCAUAGACGUGUCACCGUGGAAGACGCUUCCGAAUGGCUGUAUUGCGAACUGCCGAAAAUGAGGGUCAAGUUGAUCGAGUGCUCGGCCAAGGACAACGUGAACGUGCGCGAUCUGUUCAAGUGCUUGCUGGUGCUGUCCCGGAAGAUGAACGGGCCGGAAGACCAGGCGGCGUGCCCGCUGAAGCGCCGGUCCAGCGCGUACGUCAGCCACACCAAGUCGUCGAGGCGCGCCGCAGAGAACGCGGGAGGAGCCGCCACGACUUCCGGUCCGGCGGGCGGCGCUUCCGGUCACGGCCGCGACGAGCACCAGCUCCAGCAGCAACAGCAGCAGCAGCAACAGGAACGGGCGAAACCGCGCAGUCGCAGUCUGAUCAGACGAUGCAGCCGGAAGGCCAAACAACAGAUCAGGGACACGACCACCGGUGGAGGUGGCGGUGGGGGUAACGGCGGCGGUGUGGAUGACUGCAACGUCAGCUAAAUUCUGCUCGCAUAAUAAUGAUUUUAAUAUUUAAUAUACAUACACGAUAUACCUACCUACAUAAUAACAAUAAUAGUUAUAUAGUUUCUUCAGUUGUCUGACAAAACAAAAUUCACAAUCGUACGACACAACAUUCGUCAUGAUUUUUGUCAUUUUAGACGCAUAAUUAUAAUUAUUAUAGUACCUAUUAGACUAUCCAUAUUCGUCCUACUAAAAUAUUAUCGUACAAAAUUAGUGUAUAUUUUUAACCCCCCCCCCCCCUAACACACACACAAAAAUCGGUCCCGACGAUUUAUUAUUUUUCGUUUGCUUGAACCACGUGUAAUAACCAUCUACUAUAGUUAUUUUUCGGUUAUUUUUCCUUCUGUUUCAUUACCUAGUAUACAACUAAAACCACUGUCCUUUAAAUAUUGAUUAACGUUUUAUUCGUUUUGAGUGUGCUCAAAUAAUAAAAAUUAUUAUUAUAUGCGUCUUUGACGUGCCUCGUGGCUAACCUAUCUAUGUAUACCAUAAUAUAUAGGUACCUACUGCAGAAUUAUAUGAUGAUAAAAUAUUAUAUAUUUUAAAAAUAAUAAUAUUAAGAAAACGUCUCUCGAGCGGUAUUACAACGCAUUUACGACGAAAUGCCAAGAACAAUUUUCAAGUUUAACAUCCCUCUCACAUAUUUUGUAUAUAAUAUUAAUAUAAUAUAAUAUAACAUGCACACUCUAUAUAUAAGUGUCGUUAAUACAUCGUGUCUAUCAGUCCAAUGUAGCCGACACUGGAACGACAAAUUCACUUUUUUAUUUCUAUAUUACAUUAUAUUUCUUGCACCAGGCUUAGGUACUUUUAACAGUGCCGAUAUACCUACUUGUAUUUAGUAAUAUUAUAGUUAACUUAUAUACUAUAUUCUUAAUAUGCUCCCGUCGGCUUCGGAUCAUAUGUAUUAAAAUAGUUUCGAGUCAAAUUAUAACCACUGUCCUUAUAAAGUAUAUACCCAUAAAACUAUAAUAAUAUAAAAUUAUAUCAUUUUAUCGUCAUGAUAUUUGAGUAAAUUCAACAUGUUUUAAAUUUGAUUAAAAACUAAUUAAUCAUUAUUAUAACAAUAAUUUUAUUUUUUUUACACAGUAUUUAUUUGUUUUUCUGUUUAGAAAACGCCAUAAACGUACAAAUUAAAUUUUGGUUAUAUUAUGUUAUGUUCGGUUUUACAAUUCGUAUUAACUGGAAAGUAAUUAUCAUAUUAUUAUUAUAAUUUAUUUAUAGGUUUCUAACGACGUUAUGAUUUUUCGAAAAUAGUUUACAUUAAUUAUCAAAACCACUGGUUUCGACCGUGUUUAAAAUGUAAAUAUAAUAAUUAAUAAAUCAUUUUGACAUAAUUAAUAUUAUUAUUGUAUUUUAAUGUUCAGUGUGUUUUGUUACGAAUUAUUUAAUCUAAUAAACACGUUUUAAAUAUAUAAUUGACGGUGAUCAGAUGAUUUUUAUUAAACCGGUUAUCGGCUUUAUUUCGUGUAAAUAUUUUAUUAAUUUGAAUAUUUAAUACGCUAACCUGUAAUCUCUGAUUUCACUGGUACAAUAUCUAUAGUUUAAACAAUAAACGUGAUAAAUAGUAGUAAACUCGUUAAUUUAUGUGCCAUUCAUUUCCAAGUGCUUCCAUAAGCGUAUUGUUCAAAUAGUCAACCUAUGUAGGUACGAUUAAAGAAUGUCUAAACAUAAAAUAAUAAUAUAUUAGUCAUUUAAUUAAAUAACAAACCAACAUGUUAUAAUGUUAAAUAUCAGACAUAUAAAAAUACAUACUUUUUAUUUAUACUUGCAUUUAAAAUAUUUAUCUUAAUUUGUUCACGAAGCGUUUCCAAAAAGAAAUGUGUACUGUAAAAGCACCUACAACUACACGAUACCUAUAAUACUACUAAACUAUGCGCAAUGUAUUUAUUCGUCCAAGUUAUUGAUUACUAUUAUUAUUCUCAUUCUAUAUUCGAUGUUACUAAAUACAUUUUAAUAACUAAGAUAACCUUACCAUUCGACUAAAUAUAUCAUUAUAUAUUUACAGUUUUCAAAUAUGAGCAAGCACAUAAAAUAGUACAAUAAUACAUUAUAAAAUAGUAACCUACAUAAAGUACCCAUAAUUAACAAUGUAUAAAACUAAAAUAGCUGAAUUUAUCUAGACAAAGCAUCUGAGAAAAGAAGUCUCGAAUAAGAGGUCAUAUAGGUACUUAAUUAUAAUAUUAAUAAUGUAUAUUAUUAUGUGUAAUAUCACCAUUAAUGCCUAUGUACAUAAUAUUAAUUUGUUAAUCAAUUAUGUCGUUUGAUAUUUUGUUGAAUAAUAAUAUUAUAAUCUAACAGUGCAGCUAAAUCAUAAGAUUAUGACGUGUAAUAAUAUGUGCAUCUUCAUUGCAUAUUUUGUAAAAAUAUCAAUUAAUAUCUAUUAUACUUACUAGGUAAGAAGUUAUUGAAAAAAAAAAAAAA
Messenger RNA from Acyrthosiphon pisum (pea aphid), 3665 nucleotides. RefSeq names its product ras-like protein rasC. The record is from RefSeq and is a predicted model, not a curated record. Lineage: Eukaryota; Metazoa; Arthropoda; Insecta; Hemiptera; Aphididae. The coding region runs from base 363 to 1223 and encodes 286 amino acids. The transcript is spliced from 5 exons. Gene Ontology annotation, molecular function: GTP binding; GTPase activity.